Molecule: messenger RNA, 1083 nt
Organism: Kwoniella mangroviensis CBS 8507
Lineage: Eukaryota; Fungi; Basidiomycota; Tremellomycetes; Tremellales; Cryptococcaceae
Exons: 5
Coding region: 1-1083 (360 amino acids)
Biological process (GO): mRNA splicing, via spliceosome
Cellular component (GO): post-mRNA release spliceosomal complex; U2-type spliceosomal complex
Source: RefSeq, a predicted model, not a curated record
AUGCAAGGACUAAACCGAUAUAUCCCACCGGAUUAUGAUCCAAGGAAAACCUCGACGUUAAACAAACAUCAAGGGAAGAAACAUGCUCUGGGAGUUAGAGCUAAAGAUAUAGAUAAAGGUAUAUUGGUAGUAAGAUUCGAAUUACCUUUCAAUAUAUGGUGCGGGACAUGUAAUGCCCACAUUGGAGCAGGAGUUCGAUACAAUGCAAGAAAACAGAAAGUGGGCAAUUACUUCUCGACGCCGAUAUUUGGGUUUAGAUGUAAAUGUCAUUUGUGUGAUGGUUGGUUUGAGAUAAGGACUGAUCCAAAGAACGCCGCAUAUGUAGUACAUGAGGGAGCAAGGAAGAAGGAUGAAGAUUGGGAUCCGGAGGAGAAUGGAGGUUUUGCAGUUCAUGACACGGAGGCCCCUUCUGCAUCAGAACCACCUGCAGACCCAUUUGCAGGUGUAGAGAAAACCAUCGAUCAGCAAAAAUGGGCAAAGAGAGGGACAUCGAGAUUAACAGAAUUAACAAAAUCAUCUGAUCGUAUCAACUCUGAUCCGUAUCUCGUAUCUUCAGCGUUACGUAGGAAAUUUAGAGAAGAGAAGAAAGUUUUGUUGGAGAGACAGGUUAAAGAUGAAGGUAUAAAAGAGAAAUAUGGUUUGAAUGAUGAUUUGAUACAUUUGCAGGAUCGAGACCAGGAUGAAGAUAAGGAAAAAGAAAAAAGAAUAUGGGAGAUCAUUAAGGAGAAUAGAGGAGGAGAAUCAAGUAGACCCAGUUCAACUUCGGCGAUGCAUACAUCAAGAGGACAAGGCAAAGCCAGGUUAUCGGAUAGUCCAAGCUUGGUGGAUGUAUUGAGGAGAAACACGGGAAAGAGAUAUGAUCCAUUUUCGGAAAUAUCAUUCUCAAGCUCGUCGACGAGCAGUACACCUGUCAAGUUGAAUUCACCACGUAUUGUUGAUAGUAUAAAAGGAAAAGGGAAGAUAAAAGGGAAUAUAUUAGAUAACAUAUCACCUAAACCGAGAGCUAAAGAAGGACAGACGACUUCGAAUGAUAGUGGAAUCGGAUUAGGAGGAGGUCUACUAGCUGGAUAUGGAAGUGAUUAA